Molecule: messenger RNA, 1770 nt
Organism: Auanema sp. JU1783
Lineage: Eukaryota; Metazoa; Nematoda; Chromadorea; Rhabditida; Rhabditidae
Source: the annotation of a GenBank genome assembly
AUGUCGACUCCUAGUUCUCCAGCAUGGAAGAAUCCUCGCGAACGUAUGACAAAGCAUCUGAAGAGAAGAAGCAGUCGUUAUUUGAAUGUUACAUUAGGAACGCCAUCUAUUGAUGACUUGAACACAGAGAGUUGUCCUCCUAUGACUCCUGGAGAUACAAAAAAUCUUAACCCAUUCAAAAAAUCGCCGGAAAUUAAACGCUUCAAAAAAACGGAAGAAAUCGAGGAGACCACUUUCGACUUGGAUGAUACAACUGCUAAUGACCCCUUCUCACCCAUGAUUCCGCUAGUCCACAAUAGAGUUGCCAAGGUCAAGAAAACCUCCUUUGGGAGAUCAAAAAGCAUGCAAUCACCUCUAUUGGAUUUCUCUAAUAUGGAUGAGAUCUUUUCACCAAGUUCGUCCACCGAAAUAAGUAAAGUACCGAUCAAAGAAGAGAGAAGAUCGCAAAGCAUCCCAGUUGACCUACGUUUAGGAACUAAGCUCAGAAUAACUUCGAAGGCACCGUUUCCUUGGAUUAAGAGCACGAAUUUAUCUGGUGUUUAUCCCGUAAGGUUGACAGGAAAUGACAGAACAGAGGGUAUGAAAGUUUUCUUGAAUACAAAUGGAACUGAAACUAUGAAAGAUGCUUCACCCCUUGCCCUAUACGAAGCUUCUUCUUUGUACUGGCAGUUUCCUUCCCUUCCUUGGAUGUCGUUCUAUCCCCGGAUAGAUUCGCUUCUUAAGUUUCAGCCGAAACAAACAGUCCCUCCGAUGGCGCAAGUAAUGUUGGAUCAUUUGAGUAGUGAAUGGACUGAGUGCUUUGAGCAGCUCUUCUUGUCUUGGAAAAAAGGAGAAAGAAAGUCAUUCUAUGUUUUGUGCUCUUCCUUCACAGCUUUGUUCACAAAAUCUAACGAAGUUGAUCUAGAAAAUGUUGGUGACGAUUCUAUGUCCUGUUUCCAAUGUCCGGAUGGGAGCCGGCACAUUGCUAUCAUCACCCCUACUACGCUGGGCUUUCGAAGAUAUUUGAAAAACGAAGGGAUUGAGUAUGAGCUGUGUCAAUGGAAAAAAAGGAGAUUGUCCAAGACAACACUUAAAUUCGAAGACGCCCUUGAAGGCGAUGAGUUGAGUUUAUUAUCUGAGGAGUCUUGUGAUUCCGCUUCCAAAUCACGGUUUUCCGCUACUGGUGACGAGAAAGAAAAUUCUGAAGGCAAAGCCUUGUCAUCUGAUAGUGAUGAAAGUCCAACAAAAAAGAAAUCGGGCGAAGAUCACGAUUGGCUUAAUGAUGUUGGAGUCUCACCAAAAAACACUCUGAAGUUCCGACGGCAUAAAUCCAUGACAUCUAAUUCAAGUAGCAGUAGAAGUAAAGAUGAAACAGAUGAAACCUCAGCUGUUCUCGUGACAGGCUCUUCAGUGCAAACACUCUAUAAUUUCAUUCAAACAGAGAAAGUGUGUAGAAGUAUUGCCGGCCCCCAUGCUAAUCUUCCCCCAACUCUAAUAGCUUCCAAGCCUUUCCUCCAUGGUCAGUUAAAAUCAUUGAAGAAAACGUCUCAAGUAAUCAAACGAAUUGGCAAUGAGUUAGAAUAUGUGACGGAACUAGAGGGUGGCCCAUUGAUGUUAGAUCACGUUCAAACGGCAGUUCAGUUUGUUCGUAAUGCAGGGUUGUGCGAUGAAUCACAGGUUCAGUUGCGUGUGAAUGAUAGAUAUGCAUAUGCUGGUUUGAAUGGAACGGAGAACAACUCGGAAUGGACUGAAAUUUCAAUUUCAAAAGAUGAGAUUAUAUGGAAAGCAUAA